This is a messenger RNA of Manis javanica (Malayan pangolin), 920 nucleotides long. RefSeq names its product myomaker, myoblast fusion factor (gene MYMK). Lineage: Eukaryota; Metazoa; Chordata; Mammalia; Pholidota; Manidae. The record is from RefSeq and is a predicted model, not a curated record. Gene Ontology annotation, cellular component: membrane.
CCUCUCCAAAAAAAACCAGGGACAAGUGCCGAUCACGUGGCACAUCAGCUGUUGGACCCUCUUGUGCUGCUCGACAUAUGGGUUCAUAUCCCUGCCUCUCUCCAGGGCAGUUAAACCACAGCUGCCAUCAGAGCUCCUGCUGAAGGGAGCAGCCUUCUCCCUUUCUGCCCUGGGGACCCAGAAGGCCUGCACUCUCCCCUCUGCCCCAGGCAGUGCCUGGCUGCCCAGCCCAUGGGGACGCUUGUGGCCAAACUGCUCCUGCCCACCCUCAGCAGCCUGGCCUUCCUCCCCACCAUCAGCAUCGCCGCCAAGAGGCGGUUCCACAUGGAGGCCAUGGUCUACCUUUUCACCAUGUUCUUCGUGGCGCUCUACCACGCGUGCAACGGGCCGGGGCUCUCGGUGCUGUGCCUCAUGCGCCAGGACAUCCUGGAGUACUUCAGCGUCUACGGGACAGCCCUGAGCAUGUGGGUGUCUCUGAUGGCACUGGCCGACUUCGACGAACCCAAGAGGUCAACUUGCAUGAUGUUUGGCGUCCUGACCAUCGCGGUGCGCAUCUACCAUGACCGCUGGGGCUACGGGGUGUACUCAGGCCCCAUUGGCACAGCUGUCCUCAUCAUUGCGGCAAAGUGGCUGCAGCAGAUGAAGGAGAAGAAGGGUCUGUACCCGGACAAGACUGUCUACACCCAGCAGAUAGGCCCCGGCCUCUGUUUCGGGGCCUUGGCCCUGAUGCUUCGCUUCUUCUUCGAGGAUUGGGACUACACCUACGUCCACAGCUUCUACCACUGUGCCCUGGCCAUGUCCUUCACCUUGCUGCUGCCCAAGGUCAACAGGAAGGCUGGGAGUGCAGGGACCCCGGCCAAGCUGGACUGCUCCAGCCUUUGCUGUGCUUGUGUCUGACUUUGCACCCACGUCAACCCUCC